Hypoxylon fragiforme is the source of this 1412-nucleotide messenger RNA. RefSeq names its product alpha/beta-hydrolase. The transcript is spliced from 4 exons. Gene Ontology annotation, molecular function: hydrolase activity. The record is from RefSeq and is a predicted model, not a curated record. NCBI's taxonomy places the organism in Eukaryota, Fungi, Ascomycota, Sordariomycetes, Xylariales, Hypoxylaceae. Bases 143 to 1342 code for a protein of 399 amino acids.
GCCAGAAAGCUCUCUUUCUUCUUCUUUUUUGCCUUUUGUUGUGAGGCGAUAUUAUACAUAUAUGUUAUAGCUAGCCUGCAUCUACAUACACGCCACCAAUGCGCUUGCGGGUUGUGGGCUGUGGCAUUUGUCCGUCGUCAAGAUGAUCUUGGGUCCAGUUUCUUACCUGGAUUGCCUGGUAUUCUGUGCAUUUCUGGCACCGCAGUUGAUAAUACAUGUCGGGAUAAUUGAUACCGUCCUUGUGGUUCUACAAUGUCUUCCCUUUCUGUUAAUUAAACUGCCGUUUACUUUCCUCCGCGAGCGUUACCUUGUCAGAUAUGAAAAGCAGUCUCCGUUCAUACAAAAAGCCUCACCAUUCGAAGACUUUGUCAUUCGCUGCGUUCGGUAUGCCUUCGCAAACAUACCACCUAGGGUCGGAAGGGUGUUCUUUUCGAGGCCAGUAGCAUUGCCGUUUCUACGGUUCCGAAUGCUGCGUCAUGGUUAUCUGAGAUCACCCGUGCACUGGCACGAGUACAAUGAUAAGCGUUUCAAAGGAAUUUGGAUGAUCAAGGAUCCAUUGGCUAAGCCCGACAUUUGCAUAUUCUAUGCUCAUGGAGGGGGCUUUUCAAUGGGCUCAGCAUACUUCUACCUCGAGUUCUUGCUUACGUGGCUGAGUCUUCUGAGCGACAGCGGCUACCAGAAUCCGGCAGUGUUUGCCUUGGAUUAUACAUUGGUUCCCGACGGCUGCUUUCCAACACAACUUGAGGAAGCAAUUGCUGGCUACGAACAUGUGCUCACGGCAGUAAGGGAUCCCAGCCGGAUUUGCGUCAGUGGAGAUUCAGCAGGGGCCACGAUAGUCCUCAGUUUGCUGCUCCAUCUUGCUAACAUGAGUCGCCAUUUGGAAAAAAUGGACAGCACCGGAGCCAGGCGUUUAGCAAAGCCCGGAAUGGUGGUGUUGAUCUCCCCUUGGGUAACCUUGGUUUCCGACAAGCAUCAGAAUACUACGAGCGACUAUUUGGACGCCGGCAACCUGCAUCAGUACGCCCAUCAGUACGCUGGCGGGUGUGUUUCCGUCCAUGAUCCAUUGCUGUCGCCGGGCAAAUGCAGGGACGUUUCAUGGUGGAAGAACGCAACGCCUUCAAAAGGUAUAUUUGUAGCUUAUGGCGCCGAAGAGGUGUUUGCACCCGAAGUUAAAAGCCUGGUCAAAUUCUUCGAGGACAAUGACAUCAAAGUUCAUAGUAGGGAAGAGAAAGGAGGAAUACAUGCUUGGCCAGUGGCAUGCCUAUUUCUCAGCAGCUCUCUAGCCGAUAGGCAAAAAGGAUUAAAGUCCCUAGUAGAGGAGAUUAGAGAUAAUGUUCGUUAGAUCAUAACUGAUGUUUGUAUAGUAUAGCUCAUGGCAGAAAGCAAAUAGCCACUCGAUGUGUCAUGUCAGA